GUUACUACUAAUGCCUAUAGGCUCUGUUUCCCCAUCAAGGAUGGAAUCAAGGCCGAGCGAUCUCUCCUCUCAUAAGCUUUAUCUCUCUCUCAUCAUCCAUAUCUUUUCUCCGAUAUCUCCACCUCUUCUUGAUUCGCUCCUCUAUAGAGUUUCCUACAAGAUUAAGAGUCUCGUCUUUCUGCUGCUUUGUCUGAGCACACUAUUCUCUUGUCUGCUUCAGGCACGAUGAUCAGCAAUGCAACUGCAAAUGCGUCUAUUUCAUGCACGCUAAGCUGACCUCGCCUGUAAUAUUGGCUAUUCUGAC
Messenger RNA from Amorphotheca resinae ATCC 22711, 304 nucleotides. RefSeq lists its product as hypothetical. The transcript has a single exon. Lineage: Eukaryota; Fungi; Ascomycota; Leotiomycetes; Helotiales; Amorphothecaceae. Bases 11 to 229 code for a protein of 72 amino acids. The record is from RefSeq and is a predicted model, not a curated record.